GCAGGUUGUGUGACGGAACUACCACCCUGCGCCAUCUACGUCGCGUCCCGUGCGCCGGUUUACGUCAGUCACGUCGCGGCAACACACGAGGAGCCGUUCAGUGAGUGCUGAGUCGGGUUAGUGCCGCCGCCAGCGGGUUCAGCAGCCGGGUGUCCUGCCUCACAGCUGCCGCGUCCCAUCACCCCUAGCGGGAAGCCCGUCCGCCUCCGCCCCGCGGUGUUCUCCGUCACUGCCGCCAGCAGCUACCCGGAAGCCAUGGACCCCAGCGACACAGCCCCGGAUUCCUGGGAGCAGGCGGACGUGGACGGCCCGGAGGCCCAACUCAACUCGUCCCUGGCCAAGCUCAACGUCAACGCCAAGCCGUUCGUCCCCAAUGUCCACGCCGCGGAGUUCGUGCCUUCCUUCCUGAUCCAGGGCGGCGAGUCAGCGGACGGGCUUGAGGAGGAGGAUGCCACCGAUAAUUCUGCACAAGAAGAAAAGUCCCAGUCAUCUGAAGGUUCCAAUGCUGUUGUUGGCAUGGAGAUUUCUGAACCUGUUGUAGAAAAUGGAGAGACUGAGAUGUCGCCUGAAGAGUCCUGGGACCACAAAGAUGAACCAAGUGAAGCAGAACCGGGAGGUGGCUUUUUGGGAGAUGGCAGGUCCACUGAUGAAGUAGCCCAAGAAAUGAUGGAGGAAGAGGAGGAGAUUCCAAAACCCAAAACUAUUGUUGUUCCUCCAGAUGCACCCAAAAAAGAACAUGUUAAUGUAGUGUUCAUCGGGCAUGUAGAUGCAGGAAAAUCAACUAUUGGUGGACAGAUUAUGUAUUUAACUGGCAUGGUGGACAAAAGAACACUUGAAAAAUAUGAAAGGGAAGCAAAAGAGAAAAACAGAGAAACCUGGUAUCUGUCAUGGGCUUUAGACACAAACCAGGAAGAACGAGAUAAGGGAAAGACUGUAGAGGUAGGCCGUGCGUACUUUGAAACGGAGAAAAAGCACUUCACCAUCCUUGAUGCCCCUGGCCAUAAAAGUUUUGUUCCCAAUAUGAUUGGGGGAGCCUCGCAGGCUGAUUUAGCUGUGCUGGUAAUCUCAGCACGAAAAGGAGAAUUUGAAACCGGAUUUGAAAAAGGAGGACAAACGAGAGAGCAUGCCAUGUUGGCAAAAACAGCUGGUGUAAAACACUUAAUAGUUCUUGUGAAUAAGAUGGAUGAUCCUACUGUAAACUGGAGCAACGACAGAUAUGAAGAAUGUAAAGAGAAGCUUGUACCCUUCUUGAAGAAAGUUGGUUUCAACCCUAAAAAAGACAUUCACUUUAUGCCAUGUUCAGGUCUGACUGGUUCCAACUUAAAGGAGCCAGUGGAAUCAUGCACGUGGUACAAUGGAUUACCAUUUAUCCCAUACCUUGAUAACAUGCCAACCUUUAACAGAUCAUAUGAUGGACCUGUUCGACUUCCAAUUGUGGAUAAAUACAAGGAUAUGGGAACUGUGGUUCUAGGAAAACUAGAAUCUGGUUCAAUUUGCAAAGGACAGCAGCUUUGCAUGAUGCCAAACAAGCACACUGUUGAAGUUCUUGGAUUACUUUCUGAUGAAGUAGAGACGGAGCUUGUAGCGUCUGGAGAAAAUCUGAAGCUCAGGCUGAAAGGUAUAGAGGAGGAGGAAAUUCUUCCAGGAUUUAUACUCUGCGACCCGAACAACCUCUGUCAUUCUGGGCGUACCUUUGAUGCACAGAUUGUGAUUAUCGAGCACAAGUCAAUUAUUUGUCCUGGUUACAACGCAGUGCUGCAUAUUCAUACAUGUAUUGAAGAAGUUGAAAUAACGGCCUUAAUCUGUUUGGUAGACAAAAAAUCAGGGGAAAAAAGUAAGAUACGGCCCCGCUUUGUAAAACAAGAUCAAGUAUGCAUUGCCCGCUUAAGGACAGCGGGGACUAUUUGCCUUGAAACAUUCAAAGAUUUCCCUCAGAUGGGUCGAUUUACCUUGCGAGACGAAGGUAAGACCAUUGCAAUUGGAAAGGUCUUGAAACUGGUUCCUGAAAAGGAUUAAGCUUUCCUCUUGACCCUGCACAAUACUGUGAGGAAAAUUGACUCUACAGAAGCCUACUUCACAUCGCCUUCUUACUUUCUGCCCAUUGACAAUACACUCUUCCCUAUGACAAAAUUACACAGCAGAAAAGAACAAGUCCACAUUGUCAGCUUUCUCAUAUUGAGAGCUCUGCUAUGCCACUGUUGAAUUCCCCUACUCAACAUUUUAUUUUCAUCCCUUCCAAAGUCUGCAUCGUUGGAGAGAUUUGGCAAUAGCCUUGUAAGUGAUGUGGACAAAAUUGCCUACAAUAACGAAAACCUAAGAUUUUUUUUUUUUUCUAUUAUAAUUUUUUUUUUUAUAUAUAUAUAAAUACAUGCAAUACUACCCUGUUCUCGUGUCCAUUACAUAAACACCAUAAUUCUAAGCAGACCAUUCAGAGUGUGCAAAUGUGCAAGCACAUGUUACAGAGAAAACUACCAUGUUAAUAAAAUAUCAAUUUAAAACCCCUUUUCAGUAUUUGCAUUGCUUUUGAAUGCUUUUUUCUUUUUUUUUAACCUGAAUGUAACACUGCUGCGUUAACUUCUUAAAAACAAAUUCCUAGUAUUUUAUUAGAAUAUUGACUUGGAUAUUUUUCUCCCUAUUCUUAACUGAAUAUCCACCUCAGUGACUUAAAAAAAAAAAAACCCUUCUCUUAGAUACCCCACACAGUUUUCGAAAGACGAGCUUGAAAUACAGGUUUUGUAUUAAAUAAAAUACUUUGUUGCGGUUUUGUUGUAAACAAAUUAGCCCACCUAGAUUAAAACUAAACGUACGCAAACUUAAUACCAAUUUAAUUGUACUCAUUAUCACAAAGUACCAUAUUGACAUGAAGUAUAGUAAAAUACCUGUAUUUUCUAUAUUCAAUUAUAGCUUGUGUAUCAAAAGAAAGUGGAAUUUGUUUUGGGGCAUCAGUCUGUAUUAAUCUGCAGAUUCUUUAAAUAUUUUAAGAAUUCAAAUCCAACUUUAUUUACAAUUCAUGAAGAAGACAUAGGUAGCUUUUUCCAAAGCUACAUUUUAAAUACUACCUGAGAAGGAUUUAAUUUCUCAGUUACAGUUGAGUCUUUGUGUUGUGAAAUAUAAAGGCUUGAUUUUUUGCUGCUUCAAGUGUCUUGAGAUGAGCAGAGAACGGUCAGUGUUGAGCUCAUACAAGUUUGCACAUAUUAUACCUUUUGGAUAUGUGAGAUAGGUAGGAGUUCUGCCAUCAGUAAACAUUACAUAUCAAGAGUUUGGCUUGUCUAGAACUGAAAGCAUUAGAAAUGUCUCUGGUAAUUGGUGAAUGACACACUAGCAUUUUUUCGUUCCAGCGAUCCUCAGGAUAUGAAGAGCAAUAGUGUAGCUAUUUCUAGCUGUACAAUUAUAACAGUCUUAAGAGGGGCCAAAAAUAAAGGAAACAUCUUUUGUGAAGGGGGAUAUAGUAUAUGCUUGUUAUAUUGGACGUUUCCUUGACUUUCUAAGAGUUUUUUGACUUGAUUAUGGUUAACUUCAGAGUGAAAUGUAUUCAGAUGUAAUAUGCUGAACUCCUAGAAUCCUCUGCAGUCUGUGGCUGUCAGUUUGCAGAUCAAAACAGUGAAGAUUGUUCAAUUUUGUUUCUUUGUAUCUGUGGAUUUUCCAUUCAUUUCACAAAUGAGGCUACAUUGUACGGCCAGAGAAAGCUAUUGUCCUUCAGUUUUAAAUGAUUACUCUUGUAGCUGCCGUAAUGCAUGAAAUGGAAAUAAAUUUUAUUAUGUCAGAAAA
Molecule: messenger RNA, 3768 nt
Organism: Pseudophryne corroboree (corroboree frog)
Lineage: Eukaryota; Metazoa; Chordata; Amphibia; Anura; Myobatrachidae
Gene: GSPT1
Product: G1 to S phase transition 1
Exons: 15
Coding region: 256-2016 (586 amino acids)
Biological process (GO): translation
Cellular component (GO): translation release factor complex
Molecular function (GO): GTP binding; GTPase activity; translation release factor activity
Source: RefSeq, a predicted model, not a curated record